This is a messenger RNA of Suillus subalutaceus, 1134 nucleotides long. RefSeq lists its product as uncharacterized. NCBI's taxonomy places the organism in Eukaryota, Fungi, Basidiomycota, Agaricomycetes, Boletales, Suillaceae. The transcript is spliced from 3 exons. The record is from RefSeq and is a predicted model, not a curated record. Bases 1 to 1134 code for a protein of 377 amino acids.
AUGGCAAAGAAGAAGACUACUGUAUGUUCAGCAAACAAUGUCGGGGCCAUACCAGUCACUCACUGGACCACCGAAGAAACUUCCUGCCUUCUUGAAUACUUCAUAGCUCAUUGUGCCGAAGGUGGAGAUGGGAUGGGAUUUAAACAGACAACUUUUACCGGUGCAUCAACUCAUAUGCAAGAGCCGCUGGAUGGUGUUUCGAACCAUGUAGCUGGACCUAGCAGGGACUCACUAUCAUGCAAGAACAAUGCAAAAUAUAUAUAUACCGCUAUUGUCGACAUCAAAUCUCAAUCAGGCUUUUCAUGGGAUGAUGAACUUGGUGCAAAUAUUGUUCCUGCUGAUGCUGCUUGUUGGACAGCAUUUGCAAAGUCAUGUCCUGAUAUGAAACCAUUUCGCAACAAGGGCUGGGAACACUUCCAUGAGAUGGAUGAGCUUAUGUGCACACAACCCUCUCGUGGCACCAAUGCCUUCCAUGCUGGGCACGAGACGUUCAAGUCUGAACAAGCACUUUCUGAUGAUGGCCAGGUCAACGGAACGCCCAAGGAUACCCAACCUGUUGUGGAAGACGAAGCAGAGCAGCCAGGUGAGCAUGUUGAGGAGCUAGAGCGAGCAGCGGGAAUGGUCAGUGACAAAGAGAAGAUGGUUGAUGACAGAGAGGUACUGGUAGGGGCUGAGGAUGACAAUGAAGAUGAUAUCAUUCCUUGGAAAAUGACUCCUGUCAAAACCAUUGUCAAGCGCAAGUUUCGGUCUUCGACACCCUCCCUUAUCGCCUCUGGGUCUAGUACUGCGGCCUCAGGCUCUUGUCCUCCAUUGAAACGCCAGCGUGUUAGUGGAUCAGUGGGUGCACUCUAUGCAAUCAAUGACCAAUUUUCAGCAUUCAGUGACAUCUUCCAAGCCUCAUCACAAUCACAGUCAUCCUCAUCUAUUCUAUUAUCACCUCAACACAAGCAGGCGGCCAUGCGACGGGCACAACAGCUAGAAACACACCUUGAUGAUGAUAGCAUGGCGGCACUUAUUGAAGCAUUUCAGGUGGAUGUCAGUGCCGCUGAUGCCUAUAUGGUCAUGAUGGAUGACGGUCCAAGGAAGUCUUUUGUUGGUAGAAAAAUCAAACAUAUUAACCGGCAGGUUCUGUAG